Molecule: messenger RNA, 1902 nt
Organism: Pelobates fuscus (common spadefoot toad)
Lineage: Eukaryota; Metazoa; Chordata; Amphibia; Anura; Pelobatidae
Gene: DCAF17
Product: DDB1 and CUL4 associated factor 17
Exons: 15
Coding region: 176-1807 (543 amino acids)
Biological process (GO): protein ubiquitination
Cellular component (GO): Cul4-RING E3 ubiquitin ligase complex
Source: RefSeq, a predicted model, not a curated record
AACCGGAAUGUGCUCUAUGGAAUUGUUUAGUUACAAUUAUUCAAAUCUUACUAGUAAGGGAUCUGCAGUUAGAUAGAUGAGACCCACACUCUCUACAUCACAUGGAGUUACAGAACAUUUUGAGUACACAAGAAAGAUUUAGAAACACAGUGCAGAUGUACUUAUCAUUAUUUGGAUGCCUCGUGUACAUGGGCUAAAAAUACCAGUGAGUGGAGAUAUGAAUUCACAUGAAAGAACACCUCUAAACAAGGGUUGUACCAGAGUCUCUUUAAGGACAAGCAUUGUGAAAAAUAUAUGUUCCCAAAUCUGUCGGAGGUCACAGGGUUCCUUCCCACACAGUGCAUGUGACAUCAGCAGGAUUAAUCUGAGCAUUUUAAGCAAGCUUGUGUGUGAGAAAAACUCCUUAUUUCAUAACGUUUGGACCAAGCAUUCCAAAUCUGCCAUUAAUUAUGCAAAGGGAAGAAUUUAUUUUGACAAUUUCCGUUGUUGCUAUAACAGCCUUGCUGCAAAACCACAGCAGGUGUAUAAAAUGCCCGCGUGUCCAAAGGUAGAAAAAAUCGAAGAUGCUUUGUUAUGUGAAAGUCCAGUGGGAGAAAGUUUCGCUCAGCCUUCUGAAUAUACUCCUUCCUUGAUUGCUGUCACAGGCCACAACUGGCUGCUACGGAUAUCAGCAAAUACUGGAGAUGUCAUUGAUAAGGUCUACCUCGGUUCCUAUAGAAAAUUCAGGUACAUUACUUGGGAUGUUCCCCAGGAGACGUUUGUAUUGAAAUCUCUUCACAAGAAAACCGUCGGAGAACCUCAAGAGCAGAUAGACAGCGGGGGGUCGGUUCUGUUAUACCUUGCAGUGUUCAGAGUUUUACCUUUUGCGUUAGUGGGAGUACUCGAAAUCGAUAAAAAAAUCUUUGGAACCAAUGUCACUGACGCAAUGAUUUGUCAGGGCAUACUUAUUGUAAUGCACAGCAUCGGCCUGGUCCGUCUUUACAGCUUUGAAAGACUAUCUGAGCAGUUUAUGAAGCAGAAACUUGUCAUUGGGCAGACUUGCAUUUGGAAGGGUGAAACGAGGACGGUUGGCGAGCCUCCAUUUGGCAUUCCGUGCAACAUCACCUUGACAGAAAGGCCCCCAUUUCUGUUUGAAGUCUCCUGCCAAGAUAAUGCAUUCCAAGUGGGGGGAUACCCCUGGCAUUACAUCAUCACCCCAAACAAGAAGAAACACAAGGGCAUCUAUCACAUACGAUCCAUGGAUGAUCACAGCUUGGCAAAGAAUGGGAUAAGAGACAUUAAAUGCUGCUCCUUAGAGCCUGACUGGAUACACUUUCACACAGAUGCUUCUGAAAGGAUAAUACAUGUUGCUCCUGACCAAAUCAGUGUUUUAAGGCUGAAGGAGCUACAUAAUGAUUCAUUCCAAUACCAGGUCACUGAGGACUACUCCAUUUUAGCCUGCAGGGACAGAGAGGAAAAAAAUCAUGUUACUAUAACAUCUUCUGGAAGGAUGGUAAAAAGGCGGAUCAGUCAACUAGAUGAUGAUCCAGAGAAAGAGACAUUUAAAAUCGUGGUUUAUGAAGAUGAACUAGAUCUGCUGACAGUGGUUGCGGUGACUCAGGCUGACACAGAGGGUAAUGCUCAUGUUGACCUGCAUUGCAAUGACACGGGCAAACUCCUGAAGAAGAUUGCGUUGAGGGAAUCCUGGGAUGUGACUUACAGUCACGCCAUAUUUUUUGACAGAGACACACUGAUACACAUUGAAGAGAGACCCAACCGCAAUUUUUACUGUUACGUUUAUAAAAUGCAGUGUGAGUCCGCAGAGUAAAUAAAGAGUAUUCAAUCACCGCAGUUAAGACACAUGUUCCACCAAUUCAUUUUCUCCAUUUUUGUAUUUUAUUUUGUAAAAUAAAGAUUGAUUGU